This is a messenger RNA of Drosophila ananassae, 2298 nucleotides long. RefSeq lists its product as uncharacterized. The transcript is spliced from 6 exons. The record is from RefSeq and is a predicted model, not a curated record. Bases 208 to 1350 code for a protein of 380 amino acids. NCBI's taxonomy places the organism in Eukaryota, Metazoa, Arthropoda, Insecta, Diptera, Drosophilidae.
AACGGAAUAGUCGUCGACCGGCAUCCGUAGCGUGCGCAUCUCUCUUUCCCUUUUGCACUGAGGUUGUAGUCGUGAUAACGGGAAAUCAGCGAGAGCGAAAACGUAACACACCAACGGUAACGGUAACAGUAACAGUAACAGUAACGGUACGAGUGUAAAAAUAGAGAGAACGCCAAAAAUCCCGAUAAAGGACUAACCGAAACACAAAUGUCGAAGGCGAUGCCAGUGCCGUUCUGGGCCGUGCUGCUCUUCCUGGCCAGCUGCAUGCCACUGCCCCGCGUCUCGGGCGGCUCCUGUCGGGAGGCGCAGCUCUGCUGCACCGGACGCGACUCCUCCUGCGUCGUCCAGAAGGCGCCCAUCAACGCCAUCAUCGAGGACCUCAGCGACAAGCCCUGCUACUGCGACCAUGCCUGCCUGAAGCUCGGCGACUGCUGUGACGACUUCAAGGAUCAUUGUGGGGUGCUGGACUGCCAGGUGGGUGACUGGGGUGCCUGGAGCGAGUGUGACAAGAGCUGCGGCACCGGCAUGAUGACCCGCACCCGCCAGAUCCUUCAGGCGGCCCAAAAUGGCGGCAAGCACUGCCCCACGCUGCUCCAGAAGCGCGGAUGCCAGGGAUACCGCUGCCACGGACAUCGCGACAAAAAGAUCCUCAGAGAAAUGGCCUUGCUCCUGCCGGCUGCACUUUCCCACAACCGACACGCCAACGACAGCAGCGACAUCCGCCGGAAUCUGCGCAUGCGCUACCACGACUCUUACAAACACAACCGCGAUCACGAAUACUGUGUGGAAUUUGAAGUCAUAAAGUCCUCCAAGGCCUGCCACAAGUUGCCGCCCUAUAAUCUGAUGUUGGAAGGCGAUCGCAUCACAGUGCGUUGCGACCUGGAGGCUUUCAUUCAGGACUCGAUUGCCAGCUCCACCACCACCAAGCCGCCUGCCCCCAGCCACGCCCCCUUGCCCAGUGACCCAAUAGAGGAGGGGGAGGAGAGCAGCAGCAGCAGCAGUGACGACAGCACCAACAAGGAGGAGGACGACGAGGAGCAGGAUGGAGAGCCGGAGGAGCAAGAUGACCUGCAGAACACACUGGACACGGGCAGUAAUGAGAGUUUCGAGUACCGCCAUCAGCGUCAGGAGAGAAGGAAUCCCCGCAAGCCGCGCAAUCCCAUACCGGUCACGCCCCCCUCCCCGGUUACGCCCACGCCGGCGCCCAGCUACCAUUGCCGGGGCGAGGGUCUGGCCGGGCGUACGACGCGCUGGACCGCGCUGCCGGCGCCCUCGUGCCGGGGCAAGUGGCUCCGCCUGACCGUCGGACCGCCCAAGAAGUGCAACCAUGCGCAGUUCAUCUUCGUCUAGGGAUCCUCGGGAUCCAGGAAUCCUAGCGAUCGCCGAUAAAUACAUAUAUAAUUUUUUUUUUUGAAAAAUGGUGUACGGCUGAGGCAGCGGCUGAGACCCUUUCCCCUCUCUCAUAUCAUAUCAUAUCUAAAGAAUCACUAUGUCCAUGCUCUUGAACCCCGAGUCUCCAUCCCGUUCUGCUCCUGCCACGCCCCUUUAAUGUCCGAAAGACACAAGUACUCCAUCGUAUGUAAGCAUUUAAGCAUUAAGCCAGAGGUCUAAGAGUAAAAAAGCAGCAUAAAAAACGGAUGAAUGUAAGGUGAGGUCUUGUAGAUGAUUUUUUUUUUGUGAAGAGCCACAGCGAUCCGAGGGGAUUCGGGUACAGAGCCAACAAAACAUUGGAGGCAGGAAGGUAAAGGCGGUAAAGACGGUCCUUUUUCCGCUUCAAUGGCUGUUGGGACGAGUCCUCGGUAGCCGUGUUCUUAGUAGUUUAGGGCGCCUUAAGGGCCUGACCCCCGUGACCCCUCCAACAUAAAGAAGAAUGCCCAAUUCUUGGAUCGGAUAAUACUAGAAUUUAGGGACUAAGUCUUCAAAAUGCCGCCUAACACCGCCACAGAUUAUCAACCAUAAUAUGAUAUGGGCUUUAUGGCAUAAGAAUAUAUAUAUAUAUAUAUAAUAAUAUAUAUGGAUAUUGGAUGUGUAUGAGUGUAUCUGUAACAGGUAGUUCUGUCUUCGACUUCUUCGAGACCCACGCGGUUCAUGUCCCAAGUGGUUGAGGGUACAAAGUAGUACGCUUUAUGAUUUAAAUAUUCCAAACUGGCAACAAAAUCACUCCCAUUGUUCUGGAAUCGGAACAAACGUCCGGUACUUAGCAUUAAUCUGGACAUUAGGUACACACGAAUCUCGAAAAUAAUUCAUAAAAUUAUAAUUAAACUAAUAAUGAGAUCAUUCAAUAAAGAAAAAGUAUAA